AUGCAUGGUAUCAUUGAAUAUUUACCCCGUUUUCCGCGGAUUGCAGCCAUCUUCGGCAAACCGUUCACUGCAUGGAACGCAGUCCUGCGGUGUGUCGCCGCUGCCCUGCCAGCUUCAAUUUGGAGAUCGACUCCUCAGCGGCAUCCAUAUCCUCUCACGUAUGAGCAAAAGGCACAAGAAAAGAAGAGUUCAUCGAUUCCCUUGAUCAAAGCGCCAUCUGUAAUCUUGCAUCCCGAUGACGGCACACGAUGGAUGGUACGGGUUCCCAUCGAGCAUGCGGUGCAUAAUGUCUGGGCCAAGCUCCAGAGCGAGGUUAGGAAGACGACGAUUCCCAUACCGCACAUCUACGCGUUCGGCCAAGGCGAAGCUCUAGCUCGAGACCCGUCCACGCUGCUGGCAUAUCUUAUCCUCGAAUAUGUACCCGGCAAGCCGCUUGAUACGCUGUCUCUGGCGAAAGACAGCCGGGAACGACGCGACUACUUUUAUUCGCAGCUCAUCGACAUCUUCUCUCAAAUCCGCCAGCUCGAGCCCCCAUCUCUGGGGUCCCUAUUGCCGGGUCCAAGCGGAGGACCCGAUCCCAUCAGAUAUUUGCACUCGAGCACCUAG
Messenger RNA from Ilyonectria robusta, 606 nucleotides. RefSeq lists its product as uncharacterized. NCBI's taxonomy places the organism in Eukaryota, Fungi, Ascomycota, Sordariomycetes, Hypocreales, Nectriaceae. The coding region runs from base 1 to 606 and encodes 201 amino acids. The record is from RefSeq and is a predicted model, not a curated record. The transcript has 3 exons.